This is a messenger RNA of Lasiosphaeria miniovina, 1020 nucleotides long. RefSeq lists its product as uncharacterized. The transcript has 2 exons. The coding region runs from base 1 to 1020 and encodes 339 amino acids. Gene Ontology annotation, cellular component: cytosol. Lineage: Eukaryota; Fungi; Ascomycota; Sordariomycetes; Sordariales; Lasiosphaeriaceae. Gene Ontology annotation, molecular function: holo-[acyl-carrier-protein] synthase activity; magnesium ion binding. The record is from RefSeq and is a predicted model, not a curated record.
AUGGCGGCGGCAACGACAAGCAGCAACACCAAGCCUGUCCUCGUCCAGUGGAUCCUCGACACUCGGACCUGGUGGCCCGAAGCCACUGAGACGCGGCUCCUCGAGACCCAUGCCUCGCGCACGCUGGCCUUGCUGACCGAGGCCGAGCGGACCGGGGUGUUGCGGUACUACCACGUGCGCGAUGCCAAGAUGGCGGCGGCUUCGGCGCUGCUCAAGCACUACGCCGUAGCGCGGCUCGCCGGCGCGACGUGGCCCGAGGCGGCCGUCAUGACGCGCGACGCGCGCACCAAGCCCGUGUGGCGCCACCCGGCCACGGGCGCCGAGCCCGUCGCCUUCAACGUCAGCCACCAGGCCGGCAUCGUUGCGCUGGUCGCCGUCGCCCACUGGCCCGGCCCGGGCCCCGUCGACGUCGGCGUCGACGUCGUGUGCACCUCGGAGCGCCGCGACCGCGACCUGCAGCUGCUCCUGCGCGAGCCCGCCCACGGCUGGCCCCACUUCGUCGACAUGCACGCCGACGUCUUUGCCCCCGGCGAGGCUGCCUACCUCAAGUACCAGAUCCCGAGCCCCGCCGCUGCAGCUGCGGCUGCAGCUACUUUGAGCACCCCCGAGCACGUCGCCGACGCCCGCCUGCGUGCCUUUUACGCCCUGUGGGCCCUGCGCGAGGCCUACGUCAAGCUGACCGGCGACGCCCUGCUGGCGGCCUGGCUGCGCGAGCUCGAGUUCCGUGCCUUCCGCGCGCCGCGCCCGACGCCCGCGUGGACGGUUCCAGCGCGAGAGGAUGGCGCCGGCUACAGUGACAGUGACGACGCGCAAGUCAUUAACAGCAUCGACAUCCGCUUCCGCGGGAAGAAGGUCGACGACGUCAACAUUAACCUGCGGUCCAUGGGGCCCGACUUUAUGAUCUGCACCGCGGUGCGCACGCCAGAGACCAAGGCCACGGCGCUGGGGUGGAGGCUUGGCCCUUACGAGAUCCUAGCCCUGGACGAGGUGCUCAGCUUUGCCGAGUCUGCAAACACAUGA